AUGUCCAAGCGCCCGGGCCCCAAGCUGCCCGGUGGGACCGGCAAAAGGAAGGCGCUGAGCAUCAAAGAGAAGCUGGACAUCAUCAGGCGCUUUGAAGGCAACGAGAGGACCUGCGACAUCUCCCGUGCCACCGGCCUCAAGGAGUCCACGCUGCGCACCAUCCGCGACAACGCCGUCAAGAUCAAGGAGACAUCGCGGACAGGCACGGGCACAAGCGCAGCCAAGUCCAUCCGCGCGCGGCCUAAGGAGAUCGAGGAGAUGGAGAGGCUGCUGAGCCUGUGGAUGGAGGGCAAGCGCUCUGGCACCACUUUCCUGACAGCCAAGGGCAAAGCGCUGUCCAUCUACGCCGACCUCAAGCGCAAGGCGCCCAACCCAGCCGAUGUGGCGCCCUUCCGGGCCAGCUGCGGCUGGUUUAGUGGCUUCAAGCACCGCUACAACUUCCAGAGCCUGCAACUACUGGGCGAGGCGGCCAGUGCGCAGCUCAAGGCAGCCAAGGAGCUGCCCGCCCUCAUCCAGAAGCUGGUCAAGGACGAGGGCUACACACUGGACCAGAUCUUCAACUUCGAUGAAACGGGCCUUUAUUACAAGCGCAUGCCUCGGAGGACCUACAUCGCUAAGGCUGAGAAGCACAGCCCAGGCCCCAAGGCAGCCAAGGACCGCCUGACCAUCAUGGUCGGAGCCAACGCCAGCGGAGACCUGAAGCUGAAGCCUGUUGUGGUUUAUCGCUCUGCCAACCCUCAGGCCUUGAGAGGCAUUGUGAAGGCCAGCCUAGGCGUCCACUAUAGGUAUAGCAAGAAAGGAUGGAUGACUGCCCAGAUCUGCAUCGACAUUUUUGCUGAAUUCUUCCCCGUUUUAGAGGACUAUUGCAAGAAAAAGAACUUAGCUUUUAAGAUUCUCAUAAUUAUUGACAAUGCACCGAGCCAUCCCUUGACCAUAGCUGAACUCAACCCAAAUGUCAAAUUCAUCUUUUUGCCUCCGGAAACCACUUCCCUUAUCCAGCCCCUAGGGCAAGGGGUGAUAGCCCUGUUUAAGGCUUACUAUCUGAGGCGAACAUUUAAGAUGUUACUUGCAGCGACUGGAGGAGAAAAUGCAGAAACUGUUAUCGAAUUUUGGAAGAGAUUUAACAUCAAGAUGGCCAUUGAUAUCAUUGUGGAAGCCUGGAAUGAUGUAACCAAAGAGUGCUUGCAUCGCGUGUGGAAGAAAAUGCUCCCGGACUUGAUCCAUGAUUUUAAAGGAUUUGAACCUUCUGAGCAAUUAAAAAAAAUCAAAGCAAGCUGUGUUGAUCUAGCGAAACAAGUUGGAUUUGAGGGGGUUAAGAAAAGGGAUGUAGAUGAGCUUCUAGAGUCCCCCCCUGACCGUCUAACUACAGAAGACAUGCAGCAACUUGCUGCCGAUGGGCCAGGAGAGGAUGAAGAGGAUGAAGAGGACGAUGGCCACAAGGCUGCACCUCGACAGCUGGAUACAUCGCAGUUAUCAGACGUUUUAAGUGUUAUAGAAAAACAGUUGCAGUGGCUCGAAGACAACGAUUAUAAUGCUGAACGCAGCAGAAUAGUGUCUCGAGGUGUCCGGACCAAUUUGGAACCAUACAGACGGCUACAGUACGAAAGGAGGCGGCUGGCAAAACAGCAGAAAUUAUACGUAUAUUUUAAGCCACUACAGAGGAGACAAGAAGCCAGUGAGCUACCCCCAUCCACAUCUGGUAUUCCAGCUGCCCACGGGAAAUCCGAAAACUCUCCUUCAACCACUUCAAAAUAA
Monodelphis domestica (gray short-tailed opossum) is the source of this 1755-nucleotide messenger RNA. NCBI's taxonomy places the organism in Eukaryota, Metazoa, Chordata, Mammalia, Didelphimorphia, Didelphidae. The record is from RefSeq and is a predicted model, not a curated record.